Messenger RNA from Manis pentadactyla (Chinese pangolin), 2277 nucleotides. RefSeq names its product septin 7 (gene SEPTIN7). The coding region runs from base 113 to 1267 and encodes 384 amino acids. Gene Ontology annotation, molecular function: molecular adaptor activity; GTPase activity; GTP binding. The record is from RefSeq and is a predicted model, not a curated record. Gene Ontology annotation, cellular component: microtubule cytoskeleton; septin complex; cell division site. The transcript is spliced from 13 exons. Gene Ontology annotation, biological process: cilium assembly; cytoskeleton-dependent cytokinesis. NCBI's taxonomy places the organism in Eukaryota, Metazoa, Chordata, Mammalia, Pholidota, Manidae.
UAUUCUUUACAAAGUAGCUCAACAGAAGAACCUUGAAGGCUAUGUGGGGUUUGCAAAUCUCCCAAAUCAAGUAUACAGAAAAUCAGUGAAGAGAGGGUUUGAAUUCACACUUAUGGUUGUGGGUGAAUCUGGACUGGGAAAGUCAACAUUAAUCAACUCAUUAUUCCUCACAGAUUUGUAUUCUCCAGAGUAUCCAGGUCCUUCUCAUAGAAUAAAAAAGACUGUACAGGUGGAACAAUCCAAAGUUUUAAUCAAAGAAGGUGGUGUUCAGUUGCUGCUCACAAUAGUUGAUACCCCAGGAUUUGGAGAUGCAGUGGAUAAUAGUAAUUGCUGGCAGCCUGUUAUUGACUACAUUGAUAGUAAAUUUGAGGACUACCUAAAUGCAGAAUCUCGAGUGAACAGACGGCAGAUGCCUGAUAACAGGGUGCAGUGUUGUUUAUACUUCAUUGCUCCUUCAGGACAUGGACUUAAACCAUUGGAUAUUGAGUUUAUGAAGCGUUUGCAUGAAAAAGUGAAUAUCAUUCCACUUAUUGCCAAAGCAGACACACUCACACCAGAGGAAUGCCAACAGUUUAAAAAACAGAUAAUGAAAGAAAUCCAAGAACAUAAAAUUAAAAUAUAUGAGUUUCCAGAGACAGAUGAUGAAGAAGAGAAUAAGCUUGUUAAAAAGAUAAAGGACCGUUUACCUCUUGCUGUGGUAGGUAGUAAUACUAUCAUUGAAUUUAAUGGCAAAAGGAUCAGAGGAAGACAGUAUCCUUGGGGUGUAGCUGAAGUUGAAAAUGGUGAACAUUGUGAUUUUACAAUUCUAAGAAAUAUGUUGAUAAGAACACACAUGCAGGACUUGAAAGAUGUCACUAAUAAUGUACACUAUGAAAACUACCGGAGCAGAAAACUGGCAGCUGUGACUUACAAUGGAGUUGAUAAUAACAAGAAUAAAGGGCAGCUUACUAAGAGCCCUCUUGCACAAAUGGAAGAAGAAAGAAGGGAGCAUGUAGCUAAGAUGAAGAAAAUGGAGAUGGAAAUGGAGCAAGUGUUUGAGAUGAAGGUCAAAGAAAAAGUUCAAAAGCUGAAGGACUCUGAAGCUGAGCUCCAAAGGCGCCAUGAGCAAAUGAAAAAGAAUUUGGAAGCCCAGCACAAAGAAUUAGAGGAAAAACGUCGUCAAUUUGAAGAUGAGAAAGCAAACUGGGAAGCCCAACAACGUAUUUUAGAACAACAGAACUCUUCAAGGACCUUGGAAAAGAACAAGAAGAAGGGGAAGAUCUUUUAAACCCUCAAUUGACCACCAGUUAUGUAUUAGUUGCCAGUAUGCCAGCUUGGACAUCAGUGUUUGUUGGAUCCAUUUGACCAAUCUGCACCAGUUUAAUCCUUAAUGAUGGAUUUAACAGCAUGACAAAAUUAUUAUUUUUUAUUCUUGAUGGAGAUUAAGAUGCCUUGAAUUGUCUAGGGUGUUGUGUACUUAGAAACUAACAGCUCUAAGUACCUUUCCUACAUUCUCUUUUCUUUUUUAUUAAACAGAUAUCUUCAAUUUAAUGCAAGAAAACAUUUUACUGUUGUACAAUCAUGUUCUGGUGGUUUGAUUGUUUACAGGAUAUUCCAAAAUAAAAGGACUCUGGAAGGUUUUCAUUGAGGAUAAAUUGCCAUAAUAUGAUGCAAACUAUGCUUCUCUAUAAUAAAUAAAAUAUAAAGGUUCCAUUCAAUGCAGCGUUUACAAUAAUGUAAUUUAGUCUAACACAGUUGACCCUAUUUUUUGACACUUCCAUUGUUUGAAAAUACACAUGGAAAAAAAACCCUAUAUGCUUACAAUGCACCUAGAGCUUUUUUAUAACAACCUUUUGUUUGUGUGUUUGUUUUGGAUUCUUUAAAUAUAUAUUCUCAUUUAGUACCCUCUUUAGUCAGAAUCUCAUUACUCCUUCAUUUUUGUAAUAACAUUUAAUUUAGGUAUUUUCCAUAUAUUGGUCCUGCUAAAAUAGAAUAUAGCAUCUUUCAUAUGUUAGGAACCAAAAAGAAAACUUUCCUUUAAUUCCCUUUUUACACUUCAUGGUAAGUAGCAGGGGGAAAAUGCAUUUAUAGUUCAUUUCUAGGCAAAAUUGUGAAGCUAACGACCAACCUAUUUCUACCUAUGUGCAGUCUCUUUAUUUUACUAGAAUUGGGAAUCAUGACCUCAAAAAGGAAAAAAAAAGUCACCAUUCUGCAUUUAGCUGUAUUCAUAUAUGCAUUUCUGUAUUUUUUUGUUUGUAUUGUAAAAAAUUCACAUAAUAAACAAUGUUGUGAUGUAAA